AUGGUUUGUCUCCUCCUUGCGUUCGGAUGUCUCCACGUCCCCGCACUAUCUGGACCAGCAACCGACAACUUCAAGAUGGUCAUCUUCGGAACGAUGAUGGCGGAUGUGGCAAUCACCCAGAUGGCCGUGAUGAAGCAUUCCACACUGAUUGUCGCGGCCACACUUCUCGUUAUGAUUGUCAUUUCGGCAGUGGAAGCUACUCUGAUUGUUAAGAUCCCAGAUAUCGUUGCUUUUUGGAUGGAUUCCUAUCUGGCGGCCAUAGCACUGUUCGCAGCGAUACUCAGGUAUAGUUAG
Messenger RNA from Caenorhabditis remanei, 294 nucleotides. RefSeq lists its product as uncharacterized. The transcript is spliced from 2 exons. Lineage: Eukaryota; Metazoa; Nematoda; Chromadorea; Rhabditida; Rhabditidae. The coding region runs from base 1 to 294 and encodes 97 amino acids. The record is from RefSeq and is a predicted model, not a curated record.